AUUGAACUUGACCGUACCCUCACGUUUGUUGUAGAAGAAUUUUUUUAAUUUUUAUUUAGGGUUGACCAGUGAUCAGAAAUACAUGUCACAGAUAAACACUUUCCUGCGAUGAUGCUUCGCUCCUUACUUCAAAUUGCAAAGGUGGUAAACCCACUGAGUAUUCAGCCAUGUCCGAAAUGUCUACAGCGACUGGUACCUUCCUCCUUAAGCUUUCAGCCAGUCAGGACAACUUACAUAGUUGAGCGAGUGAAUGAAGUACCACUACAUAAGAAAACAAGACAACCACGACUCAAGACACGACAUUAUAUCUACAAAGUCACUACUGACCCUCAGUACUUUCGUUUAGAGAAGGCCAAGGUCAUUCUUCUCAAGAAUGUCAGACAUGUCGGGAAACCUGGCGAAGUUUUGUAUGUCCGUCAAAAGCUAUUUUACCAGAAAUUGUAUCCAUCAGGGUUUGCAGUCUUUGCAACUGAAAGUAACCUGGAACUGCACAAUGAAUUGAUCAAGAAUCGACAAAUGAAAAUGAAGAAAUCUAAAGAAAAGUCUGAAACGAUUGUUAGAGCAGAACUGACUGCCAACGAUCUGACUGGGAUGCGUUUGCCGAUCGCUGUCAGCACAGCUACUGACACAGUGGUGACGGCUUCACAUGUGGUGGUCGCUCUUUGGAAGGCGGGAAUAGAAUCAAACAAAAACCUCAUCACCAUGCCAGAGGAACCUGUUACCGGGGACGACGAGUUCCCUAUAUCUCUAACGAUCAAUGACAAAUACACGGCCAAAUUUACAGGUGUAAUUUACCGAGUUGGUAAAGACAGUGACCAGCUCAUUCCUAGGGAAUUCGAUGGCUUUCUCAAACGUACGUCAAAAACAAAAGAUUCUAAAACAGUAGUGAAGAGUUAGACCUGCCAAUUAUUAUCCGGUGAUGAUGAUGAUGGAGAUAUUGAGUGCUUGAAAUAGACAAUUAAAUGAUAUUAAACAUGA
Molecule: messenger RNA, 978 nt
Organism: Ylistrum balloti
Lineage: Eukaryota; Metazoa; Mollusca; Bivalvia; Pectinida; Pectinidae
Product: large ribosomal subunit protein bL9m-like
Exons: 8
Coding region: 109-897 (262 amino acids)
Biological process (GO): translation
Cellular component (GO): ribosome; mitochondrion
Molecular function (GO): structural constituent of ribosome
Source: RefSeq, a predicted model, not a curated record